Etheostoma cragini (Arkansas darter) is the source of this 1591-nucleotide messenger RNA. It is a transcript of the gene dio1, whose product is annotated as iodothyronine deiodinase 1. Gene Ontology annotation, molecular function: thyroxine 5'-deiodinase activity. The transcript has 4 exons. The record is from RefSeq and is a predicted model, not a curated record. NCBI's taxonomy places the organism in Eukaryota, Metazoa, Chordata, Actinopteri, Perciformes, Percidae.
GACCGAGGCGCUCUGAAGUGCACUCGCCAUAGGGAGUUCACCAUCAAGGAGUAAACAUGUUUCUGCAAAGACUGAUGGUCUAUUUGUCGACAGCAUGCAUGUUUUGCUAUAUGAUAGGAAUCAAUCUCCUAAUCUUGAUUAUGCAAUAUAUUUCACCAAGUCUCACCAAGACGAUAAUCCUCAAAAUGGGUGAGAAGACCACCAUGACUCAGAAUCCCAACUUUAAAUAUGAAGAUUGGGGUCAGACGUUUGCCUCUGUAAGCUUCUUUAAAACCGUCUCUCACCACCUGUGGCUGUCUCUCGGACAAGAGGCGUUUUGGGGAGGAGACGCUCCGGACACGACAGUGUUCAACAUGGAGGGAAAGAAAACAAGUGUUUACAAGUACAUGAAAGACACCAGGCCGCUGGUGUUGAGUUUUGGAAGUUGCACCUGACCCCCGUUUAUGUACAAACUUGAGGAGUUCAAGCAACUCGUCAAGGACUUCAGCGAUGUUGCAGACUUUCUUGUGAUCUACAUCGCCGAGGCGCAUGCAACAGACGGUUGGGCCUUUACCAACAACUUUGACAUCGACCAACACCAGAGCCUGGAGGACAGGCUGUCUGCAGCACAGAUCUUGGUUCAAAAGGAGCCCCAGUGUCCCGUGGUUGUGGAUGAAAUGAAUAAUGUCUCCGCCAUAAAGUAUGGUGCUCUGCCUGAAAGGCUUUAUGUGCUGCAGGCCGGGAAAGUUGUCUACAAGGGGGGCAGGGGGCCUAUGGGCUACCAUCCUAUGGAGGUACGUUUGUUACUAGAGAAAAUAAAAUAAGGUUGAUUCAAGUCAAGACAUGUAUUAGCCAUCCGACCAGUCUGAUGUACUGCAUGUAGGUGUGUGUGUGUGUCUCUUUGUUCAGCAUGGGAUGGGGUUGUCAUCAUCAAAACCAACCCCUCCAAACUUGUACUAAUAAUUGCUUGCGGGCUUUCCUGUACUUAAAAACUGUCAGUCUCUAAACUUGAGCUUGCCUCUCAGUGUUUCUUAAUGAUGGCUGCAGUUUAAACUGUUGGCUUCUGUAGCCCGAUAAAGUGAGACACAGAGAGACACUCUAGGCAAGAGUUUGUGUUUGAGGUAUGGUGUACAGUAGAUGUCCUUUAUAUUUUCUUAAUUCCAAAGUUUAAAAGACUUAAAGAUUUAAAUGUCCCAUAUUAAAAAAAUGUCUUUUUUUGUCAUUAUAAGACAGGUUAAGGUGCUAUAUUAAUACUGUGAAAGUAUCAAUGCUCACUCCAAGGUGAAAUGCACACAGCCUGUAUUCAGAAACGGGGCCUUGAAACAGAUUUCACUGAGCUUGUAUCUUAUUAGACGAUGUGACAAAUAAAAUUGAUUGGCUGAUUGCUCCAAGGUAAUUCAGAGAAGACUGCUUUUUACAUGAUGAUUACAGUGCAAACCUCUGGUAACUGUUAUUUGAUGAAUUACUCAAAGGAAGACUUUCUUUGAAUUAUGUAGGAGCAUUUGUGAUUAGACACAUUCAAUGUAAAAUAACCAUCUGUAUUUCUUUUGAAUGUUGCAUUGUAGUAUAAUAAAGAAUAACCUGGGGAGACUCUGGUUUAAAUUUCCCAAUU